Molecule: messenger RNA, 4276 nt
Organism: Candoia aspera
Lineage: Eukaryota; Metazoa; Chordata; Lepidosauria; Squamata; Candoiidae
Gene: ZC3H11A
Product: zinc finger CCCH-type containing 11A
Exons: 17
Coding region: 1447-3840 (797 amino acids)
Biological process (GO): poly(A)+ mRNA export from nucleus
Molecular function (GO): metal ion binding
Source: RefSeq, a predicted model, not a curated record
CACUAGUAUUUUGUGCAAGCUUAUGCCUAAAAAGAAAAAAAGAGAUGCAAAUAAGAAAAACAAAUUAUAGAUAACAGAUUUCUUAAAUUCCAAUUGUUGAAAUUCAACAUGGACAACUAAAUUUAAAAAAAAGUCCCUCUACUCUUUUUAGAGUUGGGGAAAUAACAUAUUGUAAAUGUCCAAAAGCAUAUUAUUUUGUGUGGAGUAAAAGUUUCCUACUUAAUUGUUCUUCAUUCAUUAAAAAUUAUAUAUGCAAAAUGAUAUUUGAAAAGAAUAAAUUCUGUUCUGAUUAACACACACUUUAUUUGCUGUGUGACUGAAGAGACAUUGUUAGGAUGUUAGACUAGUGACAUCCUUUCAAUCUUAUCAUUGACAAGCAGCAACAUCUUUUUUUGCAGAGAAAUUUUGCACUGCCAAUGAGAGAAUAAAAUUUAGAGUUGUUUUUAAAAAAAAACACAAAAAAACCUUGAAUAGCCUGGAAGUAAAACAUUUAUUUUUCUUGAUGUUAUGUUGCCAAAUAUAUUGCUUUUGCAAGUGCAAGUAAUACUAUACAAAAAAUUAAUCCAAUUGAUCUAAAAAUAGUUCUUAUAAGGCACCCUUACACAUUAUAUAUGUAAUGUCUGACUAUGUGCAGUAUGAAUAUACCUAUUUAUAUUUGUACUGUAUGGUAAACUAUUCAUCUAAAAAUUUAAUUAUAUGGAAAAUUAAUCUGUUUUGAUUUCUGCAAAUUUUAUUUGCAAUGUAGCUUAUUAUUGUCCUUGCAUAUGCAUUUUUAUAUGUAUAAACACAUAAUAUGCAACUUUAUGUGUAUAUACAUAUCUGACCUUAUAUCUGACCUUAUACCUAACUACAUUUUUACUACACAGUUAAUAAAGACCGGGGAAGAUUUUUUUCUUUUUUUCAAUAGGUGAAGAGAUCUUGAAGACCAGAAAUUGAAACAUUGUGUUUUAAUUAAAAAAAAAAAAAAAAAAGUAAAAUUGCCUGGCUGUGGAAGAUGGAUCUUCUUUGCAGCUGGUUUGAAACACAAGUUCCUCUUUAAAUGAACUGUUUAUUUUGAAGAGGCAAUUAACCACUGUUUCCAGCUUUCCUGGCUAUUCAAAUGGACUUACUUUCUCCAGUAGUUGUAAUUCACCCUUUAUCUGAAUUUUGAAUGAGGAUGAGAUUUGUUUCCUUGGCAAUGUGAGGAAGAAAAGUCUUUCUAUCCCGUUAUUAUUUCAUGGAUUGAGUGUUGAUUCGACCUACAGGAGAAAAAUAACUGGAAGUCUUUGAAGAUAGUAUCUGCUGAUCAUACCAAGAUUAUAUUCCAAAGAAGAUAUUGCUAAAUCCAGCCUAUAGAAGAUUGUGCCAUUUUAAACAUUGCUGUGAUUAGCCAUCACUGAAAAAUAACAAAAUUGUAUUUGGCUAUUUGCUUCUAUACCUUAAGCUUGAAGGAAGAUUCAUUUGAAUAUGUCUAACCAAGGAGAUGAUUGUUACUUCUAUUUCUACUCUACUUGUACCAAGGGGGAUAACUGCCCUUUCCGUCACUGUGAAGCUGCCCUUGGAAAUGAAACUGUGUGUGUGCUCUGGCAGGAAGGUCGAUGCUUCAGGAGUAUCUGCCGCUUUAGACACAUGGAGAUUGAUAAAAAACGCAGUGAAAUACCAUGCUAUUGGGAGAAUCAGCCAAUGGGCUGUCAGAAAUUGAACUGUGCUUUCCACCACAACAAAGGACGUUUUGUAGAUGGUCUUUUCUUACCUCCAAGCAAAACUGUUCUUCCAAAUGUCCCUGAGUCUCCAGAAGAGGAGAUGAAGACUACACAGCAAAGCAAGCUUUCUGUUCAGUCCAACCCAUCACCUCAGUUGCGUGGAGUAAUGAAGGUGGAAAAUUCUGAAAAUGUUCCCAGUCCCACACAUCCACCUGUUGUUAUUAAUGCUGCAGAUGAUGAUGAAGAUGAUGAUGAUCAAUUAUCUGAAGAAGGUGAUGAAUCUAAAAUGCCUACUCAAGAACCCUCUACAGAAGGACCAAAUGGACUGCGGGUAAUUUCUACUCGAAAAUCAGUGACUAGUGCAAAUCAAGAUAAAGAUAAAAGUUUGAAUUUUGGAAUCAAAACUCUUGAAGAAAUAAAAUCAAAGAAAAUGAAAGAAAAGUCAAAACAGCAAAAUGACAUUCCUUCUGAAGUGACUGCUCAACCAGGCCCAGAGAAAGAAAAUACACGAACUGUGGUCAGAACUGUAACUUUGUCUACAAGGCAAGGCGAGGAGCCUAGGAUUCGAUUGACUCUUGCAGAGAGACUGGGGAGAAGAAAGUCUCCCACGGUCGCUGAGACUGGACUUCCAUUAAAGCGUAGCCUUGCCGAAAGACUGGGGAAAAAAAUGGAUUCCCUUGAAAAUACAGAAAAAACACCAAAGAGAGUUCAAGUUCCCAGGUCUCUUAAAGAAAGACUAGGAUUACCAUCUGAGCAGAGUAAUAUGGAAACAGAGUACGCUGCCAAACCAACUGGUGAAAUCUAUGUGAAAACACUUGAAGAAAUUCUCUUGGAGAAAGCUAGCCAAAAAAAGGGAGAAAUGCAUCCCAAACCCAAAGUUGAAAUGGCUUGUAUGACAAACGAUUCUAAUCCAGUGGCAAAAUCUUCUCCUACAGUCCGGAUCAAAACCUUUUCUGAAGUCUUGGCUGAGAAAAAACAGAGGCAAAUGGAAGAGGAGCGGAUAAAAACUGAGAAAGAGGGCCUUGCCAAACCAAAGCAUGAGUGUGAACCUCAGAAAGAAGGGUUUCUGGGUACAGCUGUAUCUAGAAGAAGAAAAUUGGAAGAGCCUUCUGGCAAAGCCAAGGACUUUGGGGAAGUGCGCAUCAAAACUCUGGAGGAAAUCAAGCAGGAGAAAGCUCUCCGCAUGCAGCAAGGUUUGGACAGCACAUCAAAGACACAGAUAAAAUCUGAACGAACUAUAACUGGGAGGAGAACGUUGUAUGUUACAAAACUGACAGCCCCUGAAAAGGAGGAAAAAACCCUGGUAUUGAGGUCUUCUCCAAGAACUUCUACAGCAGACAUUGUUGCAAAGCCUUUGAAUGACGGUGUGAGUAAUUCACAUUCUAAAGUCUAUGUGAAGAGCUUAGAAGAAAUAAGGCAGGAGAAGCAACGGUUAAAGCAGCAGCAGCAACAGGAGGAAAACCCCCAGGAACUGCAAAUGACUAUGCUGCUUGCUAGGGAAGAAAUAGCAGAAGGGAAGAUCCCAGAACUGACUACAAAUUCAGAAACUCUAGGGACUACAGGGAAAACCCGUCCACUUCCAAAAAGAUUGUUGGUAAGGUCCCAGGAGGUAACGCCAGAAGAGUUGAGACUUCAGACUGCAGAACCAAGGCCUAAAGUCAAACCCAAGAUGAAUGUGAAACCAUCUGGAGCGAAACCCAUUUCUCCCGCAAAGCAGGCACUGAAGCGAAAAGUAUCAGAGAGUCAUCCUUCUGUUGUUGCUGCAGUGAAACCUCUGAGCCCUACGGCAAGCAUGGAAAUGAAGGGGUUCGCUUCUGAAAACACAGCUCUGGGAAACACCCCUGAUCUUUCAAAGGACAGUAUAACCAUUAUUCCUAAGAGAGUGGAUUAUAACAGCUCUGAGCUGUACAUGGACAACCAGGUAGCCUCCACGUUGCAGGCAGAGAUAGCAAGCCCAAGUUCUUCCCGUGCAGCGGUAGUGAAGACUCGCAGACUGAGCUCAGCAGGAACUGGGAAGGCUCCAUCCUCAGUUGAAGAUGACUUUGAGAAGCUGAUUUGGGAAAUCUCAGGAGGCAAAUUGGAAGCAGAAAUUGAUCUUGAUCCCGGAAAAGAUGAGGAUGAGCUCUUGCUUGAACUUUCUGAAAUGAUUGACAGUUGAUUGUGCCAGAUAGCUUCUUUUUGAGAGAAAAUAAAAGCUGUAUGUUUUGUUGGAUAACAAAGAUUACCCUUUCUAGUAGAGGAGUUAUGACAAGUCUUAAAGCACACUUGAAUCUGCUUGAAGAACUUGGCUGCAUUAGUUUACCUUGAAUUACCCUGCUGGUCAGAGAUAUGUCCCAACUAUUGCUCCUUCCCACUUUAAAUAUUUUCAGAAUGAAACCAUGAACAUUUCAGCUACAGAAGAUCGAAGACUAUUCAGUUCUACAGAGGGCUAACUUGCUCCAGCAACUCUUUUUCAUCAUCAUAUUUUUUAUUGAAUUGUCAUAUCUGUUUUUCAGCUGUGUGGCAAAGCUCAUAACAUCUGGGUGUUUCAGAGCAUCCUUUCGCUUUUUGGGGUAAUUUCUGUAUUUUUGAGUCACUUCUUGAGUUAUGUAAUU